Messenger RNA from Dermacentor silvarum, 4150 nucleotides. RefSeq names its product glycerophosphodiester phosphodiesterase 1. Lineage: Eukaryota; Metazoa; Arthropoda; Arachnida; Ixodida; Ixodidae. Gene Ontology annotation, biological process: lipid metabolic process. Gene Ontology annotation, molecular function: phosphoric diester hydrolase activity. Bases 185 to 1231 code for a protein of 348 amino acids. The record is from RefSeq and is a predicted model, not a curated record. The transcript has a single exon.
UACACUAUCCACCGCACAUGCAAAAUGAUGUCAUCCAGCCUGACGCUAUCGCGAGGAAACAACGGGUGCAGCUGCGUUGGGCGGUCGUGAACCGGCGUCGUGUGAAGGCCGUCGCAAGCUCAGCUGUUUCCGAAGGCGGCGGUAAUGACGUGCACGUGAGACUGAACCGGAAAGGCUGGGCGCGAUGCGCGAUGCCGGCUGCGUCGGGUGUCCGCCGCUGAACGUCGUCGGCACCGUGGCCCGCGCGUUCGGCGCGCUCUUCUUGGCCUGUGUCUUUCAGCAGCAGCUCAUGGCUUCGCUCUAUAUCGCCGCGCUGUUCGUAGCGCUCGCUUGCUACGCCAUCCACCGAGCAGCUCUGCCGCGCGUCGACGACGCGCUCGCCGCCGAGGUGAUUCUCGGAGACGAACGCGGCGACGCCGCCGACGCCCCGUUGCCGCUCGUGUUCGCCCACCGCGGCGGCGGUCACGACGCUCCCGAAAACACCCUGGCCGCCAUCCGGGAGGCGAAGCGUAACAACGCCUCGGGAAUCGAGUUCGACCUCUCCUUCACGCACGACAGCGUCGCCGUCCUCUUCCACGACGAGACCCUCGAGCGAACCACCAACGGCGAGGGACCACUCGCUGACAUAACCUUCGAAGCCCUGCGCCGACUCGACGCCGCCGCCAAACACCCGUUCGCCGAGCGCUUCGUGGACGAACGCGUGCCGACGCUCGAAGAAGGAGUCGACGAAUGCCUCCGCCUCGGCUUGCGGCUCAUUCUGGACGUGAAGGAGUACGAUCACCGAGCCGUCACCCUCGUCGACGAGUUGUUUCGCAAGCGGCCCGAGCUCUAUCGGCGGGCGCUCGUCGCCUCCUUCUACCCGCAGUUCAUCUACGCGCUCCGGCGCCAGAACCCGGGCAUCGUGACGGCGCUCACCUGGCGACAGGGAUUCGUGGCAUACGACGACAUCGAGAACCUGCGGCCGCGCUUCAAGUCGCACACCAAGCAUUUCCUGGCGCGAGUCGGCGACUGGCUGCUGGACCGGGCCCUCCACGGCGGCCUGCUGUCGUACCUGACCGGGGCCUCGGCCGUUCUCAUCUGCAAGAAUGUGCUGAGCGCCGAGUACGUGCGCUCGUGGCGGGACCAGGGCGUGCACCUCGUCGCGUGGACGCCCAAUCACCCGGCCGAGAAGGACUUUCUCCGCAAGGUUCUUCGGGUGCCCAUCAUCACCGACACCUUGCGUCACGCCUAGACACUGCCUGACGCUUUUUAGCGCCUUUUCCAACGCACAUAAUUCAUCACGCUUCUUGGUUAAGUCUUCACAAAUUGCUGGUGGCACCGCUCGUAAUGCUGGACAAGCAUUACGAGCAUUACAUUGUGCAUGACUGAAUUUCCGACAUGUGCUUUCAGCACCGCUGUAUUUAACAUGUAAGCCUGCAGUGACCCCUAUGGCACUCGUUUUUAUGUAUUUUGCAAGAUGGGGACCCUUUCCCUGCCUCUUAUGAUAGCAGGCGAUUGACGGAUGCAGUACAUAACAAUCCCAUAGUAGAUUCUUAAUGAAGCUUCAUAUGCAUGUUUUAACAAAUGCAUGAUUCCUAAUAAUGCAAUGCUGGACAAUGUGGGUAUAUAUAAUAUAUCACUGAGAAAGCAAGCGGCGGAGGGAACAAGAGGAUUACGAAUGCAAUUUGUCGUGUUUUUGACAUCGCGAUUUAUGCUGUGUGACUUUUGCCCGAGGGUAAAUCUCUUGAUACUUGAGCGAAUCUCAAGUUUUCGAUGAACGAAUGAAGUUUUCGGUGUGUGCUCAGAGUGGAAAGAUCACCCUUGUGUGGUAAACAAGCUAUAACAAUUUAUGAAAUUGACACUACUGCUGCGCAAACAUUUAUUUAGUUAAUUUUGUUUUAUCCUGUCCACAUGUCACGUAAGAUAGUACUUUACCAAGGUUACCGUUGACUUGGCAACAAAUCUUAUAUGUGACUGCCGUAUUGCUGGCUACAGUCUGCCAUCAAUGCUUUCUGGUCUUAUUGAGAAUGAAUUGAGAAUGACAUUUUGAAUACACAUUGCAUGUUUCUGCUUAAAUGACAGUAACUUAAACUACCUAACUUAAAGCAGCAAAGCUUAGUGGCUUCGGAGUUGUAUGUAACCUCUUGCACAAUCUUGCAGCUUUUUAUGCAGCUUGUAUAGCUCACGUUGCAGCCGACUUAGUCCUGGCUGGAAUUUUUCUGCACCGGUGAUCUCUGCAGAGUGUUCUGCACUUUCACAGAUAGACGUCGGGGGCCUCAUCAGUGAGCACCAAUGUGCUUGAUAGGAGGGGGUACCUAGAAGUCGCUGGAGUACUUUCCUUGACACAUGCAUGCCCUGUAAUGCACCGAACAUGCCCUUAGCAAGUGUCAGAUUUAUUUCCUUUCUGCAUUGUGGUAGGUUCCGAGUUUGGUGUUUGAUACUGUGAAAGAAUGUGCAAACCAUCUUUUUCUCAUCUGCUGCAAGCACAAAAGGUGCAGCAGCGGGUGCACAUGUGAGCUUGUUGACGACUUAGCAUAGGGAACAAAGAAAUGGCGCAAACACAGCACAACAAUGGCUAAAAGGCUUGACACAGCACCUACUACCAAACUGUUGGUUUAUUGUGCCAACCGCAGGUACUUAUAGUUGGUAGUCAAUGCUUUGUACUGUGUGUUUAAGCCGACAUUGUAUGUUUCUCCACCAGAAAAGGUGCGCUCUCUUCAAUUGGAGAUCCGUCAAAAUUUGCUUCCGGGAGCUCUGUAGUGGUACUUUCAUCUGAAAGUAGCAAAAUGGUUGAACAAUGCCUUUUGAUUUGUUCAAAAACAUGUUGAUGCUUUUAUCAUUCCUGCUGACCAUUGGCAAACUAGGCCGUUAUUUGUUUUCAAAUGAAGUAUUACCGACCUUUGAAACAGAAGAAAACGGUGGAAAUUCUAGACUGCAUGUUUACUGAAAAAGCAUCAUAUUUGUAGGCUUGUGUAAGCACAAGAACAGCUUGAGGUGCAAUCUGUUCUCAAAAAGAAGCACUUGCGGAUCCAGAGCGGUGCAUCGGCCCCUGCAAAGAUGCUCACUUCCACAGAUGUCAUUCUUUUUAUCUGAACCAUCCCAAAAUUUCCAAUAGCGGCUUUUACGGAGAGCACAAUAUAGCGCCUUUGCCCCUUCAACAGUCAUCUAGGUAUGCAGAAAAGUUCUGCACAUACCUUUCAGAUUUAGUGUUGUUAAAAACAGCUAUCAGCUGAGCGAAGAAACGAAAUGCAGAAUUUUUUGAAUAUUUUCAUAGCUUGUUCAGACAAACACUUCACUGCAGCCCCAUCAGCAGAGCAUUUUAAGCACAAUAUAUAGCUAGUUGUUUUUAUACUGUGUGCUUGGAGAAUACCCAGCUGUUUGGGAGACUUUAGAUGGGACAACGUAACACUACAGCUUCUUGCACUUCAUCAGUAGUGCAAACAGUGCUUUGCAGCUGCCAGUCAUAAAUGCUGGAUCAUACGAAAGGAAUGGAAUCUAGUUAAAGUAAUCCUUACAUUAUAGUGGCCUUCACGUGCAUUACACAUUAGUGCUCAAAGCAACAAUCCUGCUGGCAUUGCCAGAAACGGCAGAUGUUCACCUUGAUGAGCUGUUUUUUAGUGCAAUAUGUGUGUGAUAAAGUAUUUCGCAGUACAUGUCAUGCAAAAGUGUCUUAAGUUGCUGACUUCUGAUUUCGAUAGUUUCUUUAGGUGCAUAUGAUGCUCAGGUUCAAACAUUAUAUCUAGAAGUGUAGAAUACAGUGACUAAGGGGGUUAGAAGUCUGAUUUGAACACGAAAGGAACAAUUGUGCUUUGGGUACCCACUCGCAGUGUUCCAUGUGGGACUUUCAUUAUGCAUAUCAUUAUGGCCUCCAAUCAUCAAUGGUUGCUUUUGGCAGCUAGCUUGCGCUCCCGUGAAGCAAUAAUCAUUUGAUGUUUUUUACCCAGUCUAAAUGGUCCUCUUUUAAUGGUUGUCUCUAUCGAAUUGUGCAGCUGCGUACAAACAUUUAUUUUUUGUUUGCUGUCACGUGGAUGUGCUUCAUCAUAGCGACAUUUAUUUUUUACAUCUGUCAGUAUGAUCCACUGAUAUUUGUGUCCUUGUUUAUGUGUGGCAGUUCACUCACCUGGAGUGCUGAGUAAAUAAAUGAAGAAAGUAUGGUGUCAGUCGAAGCAUC